Molecule: messenger RNA, 3434 nt
Organism: Macaca mulatta (Rhesus monkey)
Lineage: Eukaryota; Metazoa; Chordata; Mammalia; Primates; Cercopithecidae
Source: RefSeq, a predicted model, not a curated record
CUACGCGAGCGAAAAGACGCGGGUUGAGGAAGAGUUACGGACUGCCCAUGCGCUUGGGCGCACAGCGGCCCGCUUCGGUGUGGUCUGGAGGUGGAGCUGAGAGGGGAAUCACACUCUAUAAAGGUGCGCACACCCCACUGGCGGAUUAAAUUGCGGCAGUGACGUCACAGAGGGACCGCCCCGCCCCCACAAGACCCCACCGACGUGGGGUUGGCCGUGGUGGAAGGACCCGGAGUGGGCGCGUGCGUACUGGCAGCCUCUCCCGCCCCGACCGGCCUGGGCCCCGCCCCCGGGCGUGCGGCGCCCAAUGCGCGUGCGCGGCGGCGUCGGCGCCAGUUAUUUCUGUCCCGCCCCCCGGCCUCGGCUCUUUCUGCGAGCGGGCGCGCGGGCGAGCGGUUGUGCUUGUGCUUGUGGCGCGUGGUGAGGGUUUCGGCGGCGGCUGAGGAAGAAGCGCGGGCGGCGCCUUCGGGAGGCGAGCAGGCAGCAGUUGGCGGUGCCGCAGCAGCGUCCCGCGCGCGGCGGGCAGCGGCCCAGGAGGCGCGUGGCGGUGCUCGGCCUCGCGGCGGCGGCGGCGGCGGCCCAGCAGUUGGCGGCGAGCGCGUCUGCGCCUGCGCGGCGGGCCCCGCGCCCCUCCUCCCCCCUGGGCGCCCCCGGCGGCGUGUGAAUGGCGGCCUCGGCGGCGGCAGCCUCGGCAGCAGCGGCCUCGGCCGCCUCUGGCAGCCCGGGCCCGGGCGAGAGCUCCGCUGGCGGCGAAAAGCGCUCCACCGCUUCUUCGACCGCGGCCUCGGCCUCGGCCUCGGCCUCGGUGUCGUCGCCCGCGGGGGGCGGCGCCGAGGCGCUGGAGCUGCUGGAGCACUGCGGCGUGUGCAGAGAGCGCCUGCGACCCGAGAGGGAGCCCCGCCUGCUGCCCUGUUUGCACUCGGCCUGUAGUGCCUGCCUAGGGCCCGCGGCGCCCGCCGCCGCCAACAGCUCCGGGGACGGCGGGGCUGCGGGCGACGGCGCCGUGGUGGACUGUCCCGUGUGCAAGCAACAGUGCUUCUCCAAAGACAUCGUGGAGAAUUAUUUCAUGCGUGAUAGUGGCAGCAAGGCUGCCACCGACGCCCAGGAUGCUAACCAGUGCUGCACUAGCUGUGAGGAUAAUGCCCCAGCUACCAGCUACUGUGUGGAGUGCUCGGAGCCUCUGUGUGAGACCUGUGUAGAGGCGCACCAGCGGGUGAAGUACACCAAGGAUCACACUGUGCGCUCUACUGGGCCAGCCAAGUCUCGGGAUGGUGAACGUACCGUCUAUUGCAACGUACACAAGCAUGAACCCCUUGUGCUGUUUUGUGAGAGCUGUGAUACUCUCACCUGCCGAGACUGCCAGCUCAAUGCCCACAAGGACCACCAGUACCAGUUCUUAGAGGAUGCAGUGAGGAACCAGCGCAAGCUCCUGGCCUCACUGGUGAAGCGCCUUGGGGACAAACAUGCCACAUUGCAGAAGAGCACCAAGGAGGUUCGCAGCUCGAUUCGCCAGGUGUCUGAUGUACAGAAGCGUGUGCAAGUGGAUGUCAAGAUGGCCAUCCUGCAGAUCAUGAAGGAACUGAAUAAGCGGGGCCGUGUGCUGGUCAACGAUGCCCAGAAAGUUACUGAGGGGCAGCAGGAGCGCCUGGAGCGGCAGCACUGGACCAUGACCAAGAUCCAGAAGCACCAGGAGCACAUUCUGCGCUUUGCCUCUUGGGCUCUGGAGAGUGACAACAACACAGCCCUUCUGCUUUCUAAGAAGUUGAUCUACUUCCAGCUGCACCGGGCCCUCAAGAUGAUUGUGGAUCCCGUGGAGCCACAUGGCGAGAUGAAGUUUCAGUGGGACCUCAAUGCCUGGACCAAGAGUGCCGAGGCCUUCGGCAAGAUUGUGGCAGAGCGUCCUGGCACUAACUCAACAGGCCCUGCACCCAUGGCUCCUCCAAGAGCCCCAGGGCCCCUGAGCAAGCAGGGCUCUGGCAGCAGCCAGGUGAGCAGGAGAGAGGACCCAGAAAGGGGUGGGCAGGGAAUGGGGUCCAACAGGGUUCCUGUCCCACUGAGGCAGAGGGCUCUGCUUUGUUCACAGCCCAUGGAGGUUCAGGAAGGCUAUGGCUUCGGGUCAGAUGAUCCCUACUCAAGUGCAGAGCCUCACGUGUCAGGUGUGAAACGGUCCCGCUCAGGUGAGGGCGAGGUGAGCGGCCUUAUGCGCAAGGUGCCACGAGUGAGCCUGGAACGCCUGGACCUGGACCUCACAGCUGACAGCCAGCCACCCGUCUUCAAGGUCUUUCCAGGCAGUACCACUGAGGACUACAACCUUAUUGUUAUUGAACGUGGCGCCGCUGCUGCAGCUACUGGCCAGCCAGGGACUGCACCUGCAGGAACCCCUGGUGCGCCACCCCUGGCUGGUAUGGCCAUUGUCAAGGAGGAGGAGACGGAGGCUGCCAUUGGAGCCCCUCCUACUGCCACUGAGGGCCCUGAAACCAAACCUGUGCUUAUGGCUCUUGCGGAGGGUCCUGGUGCUGAGGGUCCCCGCCUGGCCUCACCUAGUGGCAGCACCAGCUCAGGGCUGGAGGUGGUGGCUCCUGAGGGUUCCUCAGCCCCAGGUGGUGGCCCGGGAACCCUGGAUGACAGUGCCACCAUUUGCCGUGUCUGCCAGAAGCCAGGUGAUCUGGUCAUGUGCAACCAGUGUGAGUUUUGUUUCCACCUGGACUGUCACCUGCCGGCCCUGCAGGAUGUACCAGGGGAGGAGUGGAGCUGCUCACUCUGCCAUGUGCUCCCUGACCUGAAGGAGGAGGAUGGCAGCCUCAGCCUGGAUGGUGCAGACAGCACUGGCGUGGUGGCCAAGCUCUCGCCAGCCAACCAGCGGAAAUGUGAGCGUGUUCUGCUGGCUCUCUUCUGUCAUGAACCCUGCCGCCCCCUGCAUCAAUUGGCUACCGACUCCACCUUCUCCCUGGACCAGCCCGGUGGCACCCUGGAUCUGACCCUGAUCCGCGCCCGCCUGCAGGAGAAGUUGUCACCUCCCUACAGCUCCCCACAGGAGUUUGCCCAGGAUGUGGGCCGCAUGUUCAAGCAAUUCAACAAGUUAACUGAGGACAAGGCAGACGUGCAGUCCAUCAUCGGCCUGCAGCGCUUCUUCGAGACGCGCAUGAACGAGGCCUUCGGUGACACCAAGUUCUCUGCUGUGCUGGUGGAGCCCCCGCCGAUGAGCCUGCCUGGUGCUGGCCUGAGUUCCCAGGAGCUGUCUGGUGGCCCUGGUGAUGGCCCCUGAGGCUGGAGCCCCCAUGGCCAGCCCAGCCUGGCUCUGUUCUCUGUCUUGUCACCCCAUCCCCACUCCCCUGGUGGCCUGACUCCCACUCCCUGGUGGCCCCAUCCCCCAGUUCCUCACGAUAUGGUUUUUACUUCUGUGGAUUUAAUAAAAACUUCACCAGUUCCUCAGG